Xyrauchen texanus (razorback sucker) is the source of this 1804-nucleotide messenger RNA. Its product is annotated as integral membrane protein 2C-like. The record is from RefSeq and is a predicted model, not a curated record. Bases 175 to 957 code for a protein of 260 amino acids. Gene Ontology annotation, cellular component: extracellular exosome; plasma membrane; Golgi apparatus. NCBI's taxonomy places the organism in Eukaryota, Metazoa, Chordata, Actinopteri, Cypriniformes, Catostomidae. The transcript is spliced from 6 exons. Gene Ontology annotation, molecular function: amyloid-beta binding. Gene Ontology annotation, biological process: negative regulation of amyloid precursor protein biosynthetic process.
CGCGCUUGCUCAUUUUGGGUCACGCGCCAUCAUUCCACUGUCGCGAGCGCUGUGACUUUAAGAGCGUUUUUGUUCACAUAUAUAUAAAUAAAUUAUACAUUCUUCCGGUACAUUAUAACAAAGACCAAAUAUUGUGUCAAAAAGGGAUAAAAACAACGUUUAUUUCCCCGCAUCAUGGUGAAGAUCAGUUUUCAGCCCAUCGCAGGACAAAAGGCCGAUAAAGAGGAUGGUGAUGGAGAUAAGACUCAAAUAUUCAUACCGCAUGCACACGUGGAAGAGGAACUGGUCUUGCCUGUCGGACGGAAACGCUCCUCUUUGAGUGGACUCUGCUGUCUGACAUCUGCAUUGAUUGUCUUCACCUGCAGUCUGAUAUAUGCUUCAAUAUAUAUCUACCGAUACUACAUCAUUCCUCAGGUUCCUGAUCAAAGUCGAUUCCACUGCCGUGUGGUGUAUGAGGACUCGGUGUCGGCUCCACUGCGAGGGUCUCAUGAGCUGGAGGAGAAUGUGGGGAUUUACCUAAAAGAAAACUAUGAGCAAAUCAGUGUGCCUGUGCCUGACUUUAGCAACACAGACCCUGCUGACAUCAUUCAUGAUUUCCACAGGGGUCUGACAGCCUAUCAUGACAUCGCCUUAGACAAGUGUUACGUCAUCGAGCUCAAUACCAGUGUGGUAAUGCCACCACGAAACCUCUGGGAACUGCUCGUCAACGUCAAGAAAGGGACUUAUCUUCCCCAGACAUACAUUGUCCAAGAAGAAAUGGUUGUGACUGGCCGUGUUAAUAACAUGCAUCAGCUUGGGCGUUUUAUUUACCGUCUGUGUAAUGGUAAAGAUACGUACAGGCUUCGUCGACGCACCUCUCGCCGUCGUAUCACCAAGCGUGAGGCGCAGAACUGUCACCGCAUCCGUCAUUUUGAGAACACUUUUGUGGUGGAGACAGUCAUUUGUGAGACCCCAUAGGCUGCUUAUCCCUUGCCCUUCCUGUUUCUGAUGAGAUCACAGUCUCAGUAGCCACAACCACUCUUUAUCUCUGACCCUUGUCUAUCUCUUUUUGUACUUUUCUUUCUCUGUACGUAAUCGGAAUUCAUUGCACAUGGUUUAACCUAAAGGUGUUGAAAUACUUUGUUUCUUUGCAUAUUUUCAAUAAUGAUCAUUCUCAAAUGAGUGCUUUUGAAAUCUUAAAAUGGUAGCAUCGGACGUCUUAAAAUUAGACGAUUAUGGGCAUUAAGCUCAGAGUGUGAGUGUAUGUGUGUUUACACUCAUGCCUGCAUGCUCGUACGUGUUUGUGGCUGGCUGUUUGUGCUACAUAAAAUUCCUCUUUGAACUCUUAUAUAUGUGUGAAUUGUUAGAGCUAUACUGUUUACUCAUGAAUAUUCUCAACUGGUGGGUCGUGACCCUAGAAUGGGUCACAGGUCUGUUUACAGAAAAAAAAUGAACUGAUCCUAAUGCCAGUUAAAGCGUCUGAUAAAAAAUCACAUGCAUCUUUGCAUUUAUCAUUUUUGUUCACAUACUAUUAUGGAAUGAUAUUCCGGACAUUAUUCAAAAGGAAUUGCAAAUUGUAUUUGCAUUUGCGUUUUCAAUUUGUGGACGCAUAAAAUGUGACAUAAUCCAAACGCAAUUGCAAAUCGCGCAUUACCGUUUGCAUUUUCGUUUAAGCGAACGCACAGUGACUGCCAGAUUUCAAAUGGAAAAGCAAAGUCCGUUUGCAACUGUGUUUCCCAUAUCUUACGAGUUUUGGCCCUGUCAUAUUUAAAUAGCAAUUUCAAUUACCACGUCUGCUUUUUCACUUUCUCAGCGUGGCGUAUGU